This is a messenger RNA of Closterium sp. Yama58-4, 2265 nucleotides long. The record is from the annotation of a GenBank genome assembly. NCBI's taxonomy places the organism in Eukaryota, Viridiplantae, Streptophyta, Zygnematophyceae, Desmidiales, Closteriaceae.
AUGUCCCCUUCCUUGCUUCCCCUCAUCCCCUUCAUUGCUUUCCCCCAUCCCCUUCACUGCUUUCCCCCAUCCCCUUCACUGCUUUCCCCCAUCCCCUUCCCUGCUUCCCCCAAUUCCCUUCCCUGCUUCCCCCCAUCCCCUUCCCUGCUUCCCUGCUUCCCCCCAUCCCCUUCACUGCUUUCCCCUAUCCCCUUCACUGCUUUCCCCCAUCCUCUUCACUGCUUUCCCCCAUCCCCUUCCCUGCUUCCCCAUGUCCCCUUCCCUGCUUCCCCCCAUCCCCUUCCCUGCUUCCCCAUGCACCUUCCCUUCCCUGCUUCCCCGUGUUCCCUUCCCUGCUUCCCCCCAUCCCCGUCUCUUCUUCCCCCCAUCCCCGUCCCUGCUUCCCCCCAUCCCCUUCCCUGCUUCCCCCCAUCCCCUUCCCUGCUUCCCCAUGUCCCCUUCCCUGCUUCCCCCCAUCCCCUUCCCUGCUUCCCCCCAUCCCCUUCCCUGCUUCCCCCCAUCCCCUUCCCUGCUUCCCCCCAUCCCCUUCCCUGCUUCCCCAUGUCCCCUUCCCUGCUUCCCCAUGUCCCCUUCCCUGCUUUCCCCCAUCCCCUUCCCUCCUUCCCCCCAUCCCCUUCACUGCUUCCCCCCAUCCCCUUCCCUGCUUCCCCCCAUCCCCUUCCCUGCUUCCCCCCAUCCCCUUCCCUGAUUCCCCGUGUCGCCUUCCCUGCUUCCCUAUGUCCCCUUCGCUGCUUUCCCCCAUCCCCUUCCCUGCUUCCCCAUGUCCCCUUCCUUGCUUCCCCUCAUCCCCUUCACUGCUUUCCCCCAUCCCCUUCACUGCGUUCCCCCAUCCCGUUCACUGCUUUCCCCCAUCCCCUUCCCUGCUUCCCCCAAUUCCCUUACCUGCUUCCCCCCAUCGGUGUCUCUGCUUCCCCCCAUCCCCUUCCCUGCUUCCCUGCUUCCCCCCAUCCCCUUCACUGCUUUCCCUUAUCCCCUUCACUGCUUUCCCCCAUCCUCUUCACUGCUUUCCCCCAUCCCCUUCCUUGCUUCCCCAUGUCCCUUUCCCUACUUCCCCCCAUCCCCUUCCCUGCUUCCCCGUGUUCCCUUCCCUGCUUCCCCGUGUUCCCUUCCCUGCUUCCCCCCAUCCCCGUCCCUUCUUCCCCCCAUCCCCGUCCCUGCUUCCCCCCAUCCCCUUCCCUGCUUCCCCCCAUCCCCUUCCCUGCUUCCCCAUGUCCCCUUCCCUGCUUCCCCCCAUCCCCUUCCCUGCUUCCCCCCAUCCCCUUCCCUGCUUCCCCCCAUCCCCUUCCCUGCUUCCCCAUGUCCCCUUCCCUGCUUCCCCCCAUCCCCUUCCCUGCUUCCCCGUGUUCCCUUCCCUGCUUCCCCCCAUCCCCUUCCCUGCUUCCCCCCAUCCCCUUCCCUGCUUCCCCCCAUCCCCUUCCCUGCUUCCCCCCAUCCCCUUCCCUGCUUCCCCAUGUCCUUUUCCCUGCUUCCCUAGUAUGUGUGUGCGUGUGCGUGUGCACGUCCACCCAGGACCUGAUGCCAUUCAUCGACCGUGACCCCGUGGGAGGCGCACCCGGUGCAGGUGGGGAGGUGCGGCCGCCCAAGAAGCUGCGUGACGUGCCCACAGAGGGGAAGUGGGAGCGGGGUAGGGGCAGUGGCGAGCUGCGAGGAGGACGAGUCUCUUUCCCCAUUGCUCAUUCUCUUCCUCGCUGCUCAUUUUCUUUCCCCUUGCUCAUUCUGUUUCCCCCUGCUCAUUCUGUUCCCCCCCUGUUCACUCCCUUCCCCCAUGCCCACCCUCUUCCCCCCUGCUCACUCCUUUCCCCCCUUCUCACUCUCUUCCCCUCUCCUCACUCUCUUUCCCCCCUGCUCGAUGUCUCCCCUGCACUCUGUUUUUUCCUGCUCAUUCCGUACAGGUGCCCAGCACCAGGUGUCGCAGCUGCUUCCGCUCCUAGUGGGAAGCGCGGCGGGGGCCGGGGCGGCAAGGGGGGCAGGGGUGGCGGGGGUGGGAGUGGGGGGAGUGGUGAUGGGGGCGGUGGGGGUGGUGCUCACAGUGGAGGUGGUCGUGGGGGUGGUGGAGGUGGCAGCGGCGGCAAGGGGGGAGGAGGCGGUGGUGGUGGGGGUGGUGGUGGAGGCGGGAGUGGGACCGGCCAGCAGCAGCAGCAGCCGCAGCAGCAGCAGCAGCAGCAGCAGCAGCAGCAGCAGCGCCAGACCCCCUCCUCUCAGCAGCUUCAUGACUGUGCUUGCACGUGCCACGACUGUGCUUCCGUGCCCGGCGGUCCCGUCUAA